Messenger RNA from Funneliformis mosseae, 536 nucleotides. The record is from the annotation of a GenBank genome assembly. NCBI's taxonomy places the organism in Eukaryota, Fungi, Glomeromycota, Glomeromycetes, Glomerales, Glomeraceae.
CACCGUUUGGACGAAAUCGGAGAUAUUCUUUGGGAUGCAUUCCGUACGAUCCUUUCGAGUGAAUCAAUGGAUUCUCUUGCAUACAAGUUAUUCAGAGAAGCUUUAAAACCCGAAAGAAACUUAAAAAAAGAUGAACUAUUAAAUUUUCUCAAAUCAAAAUUUGAUUAUCAUGAAAGAAUUGUAAAGGAAGUAGUAAAAAAUUAUUUUAUCGAAGAGAAGAUGUCCGAUAUUACGUUAAGAAGAAAAUCCCUUAUACUGUCACAGAAAGUUUAUCAGUAUAUUCUAAACACAUAUGGUAAUAAAUCUGAGUUGACUUUAAUGUGCUUUGAAGAUAUCCUUACGUUAAGAAUAUUUAUCGAUAGCGAACACGAAUCAGAAUUAUCAACGUGUACAUAUAAUUCAAUUAUUUCGACUUUUGAUUUAUAUAGAAAGGCAAACGUGUCAUAUAUACCAACACAAUUAAAUUUAAUAAAACAAGCAACAAGUUUAGAAAUCAUUCGACCCUUUUUUGAUAGCUUUCUUCCUACCAUCUUUGG